Messenger RNA from Xenopus laevis (African clawed frog), 1994 nucleotides. RefSeq names its product leucine rich repeat containing 2 L homeolog (gene lrrc2.L). The coding region runs from base 151 to 1233 and encodes 360 amino acids. The transcript is spliced from 9 exons. Lineage: Eukaryota; Metazoa; Chordata; Amphibia; Anura; Pipidae. Gene Ontology annotation, cellular component: cytoplasm. The record is from RefSeq and is a predicted model, not a curated record.
GACCUGACUGACUGUGAGCUAUGCUCUGUAGCUGCUGCAUCUGUUGUUGUAAACAAGAAAGCCGGCUAUCUUCGGCGUGCAGUGCAUGGAGGAGCACCAGCUCUCUGAACACUUGUGCUGUAUCGUGAAUUGAGAUUUAUAUGCGGCACUAUGACUUUUGAGGUGAUAGUCCUUGACUUUUCUCGUAUAAAAGGACUGUGGGAGACCCGUGCCAAGAAGUAUAAAGAAAGAUGCAAGAAAGAAGAAAAGAGGAUACAGACAAGCGCCUUGCAGAAGAUAAAGCAAGAAUGGAGCUUUAUGCUGGAGUGCAGGAAUAAUGGAAUACCGCAAUCAGUGUACUUAAAGAAUGGCUUUGUAGACCCUGAUCUAAAGAUCUUGGAGAAAAUUGAAAGAAAAUCCCACACUAGUAGUAAGGAGAAACCUGAGAAAGACAAAUUUGUUUUUAAGCUUUAUGGAGAGCACUGGGAGGAAUUUCCAGAUAGCCUAAGAGAACAAACUCACCUGAAAGAAUUACAUGUCAACAAUACAAGUAUCCAAGCCAUUCCUGACUAUAUACAGACAUUUCAAAAGCUUAUUGUUCUGGAUAUGUCACACAAUAAAAUAAGAUGCCUUCCACCUGAAAUAGGUUAUUUGGCAAAUCUGAAAGAAUUUAACAUCAGUUUCAACAAUCUACAAAUCAUACCACCUGAGCUGGGAAACUGUGAAAACCUAGAAAAAUUAGAUUUGUCUGGAAAUUUAGAGCUCACAGAGUUACCAUUUGAGCUGAGUAGCUUGAAAAAGGUCACUUUUGUAGAUGUGUCAGCAAACAAAUUCUCUUCUAUACCAAUUUGUGUCUUGCGAAUGUCAAGCCUGCAGUGGUUGGACAUCAGCAGCAAUAAAUUACAGGAUCUUCCUCAAGACAUAGACAGGUUAGAAGAACUGGAGACCUUAAUGUUGCAGAAAAACAAGAUAACCUACCUGCCAUUAGAAAUAAUCAAUCUUCCUAAAUUAAAACUGCUUGUAGUCAGUGGCGAGAGCUUGGUAGAAAUACCAUCUGCUUUAGUAGAAAAUCCAUCUCUAAAGUAUAUAAAGCUUCUUGAUAGUUUAUGUCUAGAGGCUAAAGAAGAAAAGGAAAUGACUCAGGAUCGAGAAUAUUUUGAAAAGGAAUUUAUGAAGGCCUACAUUGAAGAUCUUACAGAAAGAGAAACCACUCCCAGCUAUACAACCAAGGUGUCAUUUAAUCUGGAGAUAUAACAUGGGGACUGAAAUGAGUGUUCUCCAGAGCAACUGCUGUUAUUAUCCUUUAAACCAAAUCACACUAUCCUACAAACAACACAAAGUUCAGAGCUUGAUAAGUCAUCAUGUAUAUGACCGAAAAGAAAUUAUGUACAGGAAAAAUGUUUGCAAAAGUUGAAAUGAGAAAUGUUGUAAUAAGUUUGGUUUUAAAGCUAGCAUGUUUCUUUCAGAAAUUAUGAGGGAAAUGUCACAGUAUGCAUUCUAAAGAUGUCAUGGAACAAAUCAAAGUUAUAAAUUUUAGGUGAGUUUCCUAUUUUUGCUAUUAGAGAAAACACACAAUAGAUUGAAAAGUGUUCCAUAUCUUGAUGCAAACAAAGAAAGGACAAAUAGAAAAUGGCUGGAAAACAAAAUAUAUUAUAAAAAAUGUACAUCUAAAUACAUAAAUACAUUGCAAUCCUACACUCUAUGAAUACUCUUACAUCUGCUAAACCAAGAUCUGUUUCCCAUUUAAUCUCAGCAGAGGAAUCAAUAGAGCACUUUACACUCAAUUUAAUUAUAGAGGUACAGUAUAAGCCACUUUGUGUAGAAUUAACAAUGCCUAUAUGUUUCAUUGAAUAUAUCAUGUUAAAGUGAAACUAAAUAGGGUUCUGUAGCUGAACAUCAGUAAGGAUUUGUGCAGUAUUAGAUGUUUUUACAACCUCAACUAAACUCACAUUUUAAAUUUUAAAUUUUAUUUAAAGGACCAGUGACAUAAAAAUGUAAAAUCAAAUAAAUAAUAA